AUGAGAAGCUUAUUUAUUUUGUUUGGCUACCUUGUGUUUAAGUUAAAUUCUGUUUAAAUGUCAUGUCAAGAAUUAUAAUCUCAACCGUUUUUCAAUUGCUAUGCAUACAACUCUGGCUGUUACUUUUUGGAUGGAGAUGAUGAAGAUUAUUCAAAACUUUAACAUGUUGACAAUUAAAUUAUAACACCUUCAUUCAUAAUCCCUUAGUAAGAAGAUCCAUUGAUCAUAAAAAUUAUUGAUGCCUUGGAUUACAAGAAUAAAAUACAAGAAAGGCUGAUAUGCUCCUUAAUUCGUAAAUUUGAAUAUCUUAUCGUUUGUACAAGCGUUGAUUUAGUUUAUUAAGAGGAUUCAGUUAAUGUUAAUGAGAAGCUUAGAUUUUAUACUAAAAUUGUAGGGACAGAACUCUGUGGUGAUAUGGAUAUAAAUGAAGAUGGAAGUUUAAAUAUAUUUUGUUUAAGUCGUUUUACUUUAAAAUAAUAUAAUUUGAAUCUAUCAAAUAGGAAUACUACAUUAAUUUAGGAGUUUGAUUUUCAAGACUAAAUAUAAAAUAGGUGCAAAUUUAAAUAUAAGAAAUGGAACAACAAUAAAUACAUAAUUGCAUUUUAUCAAUGUUCUAAUUGGAAAGUAUUAAUUUUUCAAUAUUAUGAAAUUAUCACUUUAGCAGUUUCUUCAAUGAAGGAGAAUGGUACUUAAAAAUAUAGGUACUCUUAUAUAGAUGAUGUAGCUUUUUGUGCCAAAAAUUAAUUAAACUUUAUUCUUUAUUUGAUAGAAAAUGACUCUUAUCUUUAAGUGCAUGUGAAGAAAGAUUUAAUCGUUAUAAAUUAUUAAGCAAUUCAAAAAGUAAAAGGAAUACACAAAGCAUUAAUCUAAACAAAAUGCUAAAUUAUAACUUUGUUUAAUUCAUCAGAUGAUAUGAAUUAAAAUGUAACUGAUUCCACAAUUAAUGGGGAUAUUGCUAUAAACCAAAAAUAUUUAAAUCAUAAAAUCUAUUUUCAUUCUGAUUUUCUUUUUCUCUAAAACUAGACUGAAUUAAUAGUUCUAUUGAAUGCUAAUAUUAAUUAGACAUAUCUAAUAAGAAACACCCAAUUACAUUUUUUUGAAUCUGCUAACUUAUUUUGUUAAUUUGAUCAAUCCAAAAAUGCUCUAUAAUUUUACAGAUAUUAAUAAUUUAGUAGUUUUAUUAAACCAAAAAAAAGGUAUCUCUUUUUGAUUUAGGCCUAGUUUUUGUUAAGUUAUAAUAGUUAGGUAACUUGUUUUAGAAUAGUUGAUAAAAAUGAUAUAUAAGAAGAAAAAUCAAAAUUAGACUAGUUUAUAACAUUAGAAAACAAAUGUUAAAGCUACUUUUAGUAAACUAUUUAGAAAUUAGAACCUUGGAUUUAAUGUAAAAAUAGUUAAUUCGCAUUAUCUAAUAGUGAUGGCAGCAUAAAUGUAAGUAUAAAAACUAAUGACAAACUUUUGGACAUCUGUUUAUCAGUACCUGAUCUAUUAAAUAUUAAAGGCAAGAUUGAAAUGAGAUCUAUAAGACUACCUAAUUACAUAAGUUUUCAAAAUGAAACUUAGUUUUAUAUUUAUAAUUGCAAGUAAAAAAAAAUAUUAGUUUCAAUUAACAAACUUGAAUUUGAUGUACUUGAAUCUGAUUCUGACUAUUAUGUAGUAUAGAAAAGAAAUAAAAAUAAUAAUUUGUUAAAAAUAAUUUCAUUAAACAGCUAUCCACAUUACCAAAAUAUAAUAUAGUUUGAUUAAGCGAUUAUAAGAGUUGAACAAAUUGCUUAAUGUGUAUUUGUCUACUUGAACGAUUCAAAUUUGCUUCCAUUGAUAUAUUAAAAUACUUAAGAAUUUUUAAUAAGAAAAUAUCUUCAAAAGAGUCUUUUUUCUCAAGAACCUAUUCUGUAUUAUUAAGAGUAGGUAAAUUAAAAGUUUAUUUAAUAUCCUAAUGUUCUGGUUGUUGAAGAUGAAGGAUAGAUAAAUUGUUAUAGAUUUCAAGCUGGAUAAAUAAUUUAUAUUAAAGUCUAAGCACACUCAAAUAAAGACUAAUUAAUAAUCGCAAUACAAAAUAUCACAGGAUCACUUACCCUUAGUUAUUUUGUUGGUCAUGAUAUACAUUAAAUUUCAAAUUAUACUUUUACUGAUUAUUAGUUUUCUUAUCCAUUUAUGUAUAGAUUUUUUUUACAUAAAUUAAGUACAAGCCUUUAACAUCAUUUAGCUGUUUUAAUGAAGUAAGAUUAGAAGUUAUACAUAGCUAUUUUUUCAUUUAAUAUUGUCUCCUUACAAUUAGAAGAAAUUAUAGCAACUGAUUAGCCCUUUUUUACAUUUUUGUAAGAGUUUCUAUUGUAUUCUGAAAAUAAGGAAUGGAGAUCUUUGCUUAUGAAUGAAUUUUUAGUUGAAGUAGAGUCCAACGUCAAAUUGUAGAAUAGGUUAGUAUCGCUCUAUUAAACAGACUUAUAACUAAGAAAAUAAGAAAAAUAAAGUGUAAAAUUAAAUAUUUUGAUUUACAAUUAUUGUUAUAAGCUAUUUCCUCUUUAGAAUUUGUUCAAAUUAGAAAUUCAAAAGAAUCAAAUUAUAAAAUUAAAUAUUUAUGAUAUUUUCAAUGGUCCAAUCGAUAGUUUGAUACUUGUAAGCAAUCCAUAGAUAGGUUUGAAUGGACCCUUUUAAAUUAGAAGUAGCUUAUAAUUUUGCGGUCUAAACACUUCCAAUUUUUGCAUUAAAUAAUACAAUAUUGUAAGUUAAGAUGAAAUUCAAAUGUUUAAAGCUAUUAUAAUGGAAAAUUAAGUUUAUGAAAUUAUUAACAGAGGUCCAAAUGUCUUGAUUAAUUAUGUAACAAUCGUAAAAUAGACACAUUAUCUUUGGUUUAUACAGUUAGAAACGAACCUUUAGAUUCAAUUAAUUUAAUGUUCUGGAUUGAUUGAUGAAUAUUGUACUGUGAUAUCUAAUCUUAAUUAAAAUUUAAAUAUAAAAUCAAUUAAUGCAGUGAAUGUGAUGAGAACAGGAAAUUUAAUAAUGGUAUAAACUUCAACUGAUCAUAUAUUCAUUUAUUUUGAAGAUUUAGAUUUCAUUAUAGUAUUAAUACCUGGCAUCAUCUUGGAUUUCAAGUAUAUUGAAGGAUUAAAAGAUAAAUAUUUGAUUUUAAAAUAGAAGAGUGUUAAUUCAAUUGAGGUAGAAUUAAUUAUUUACUAAAUUAACUUAUCUUAUUAAACCAUAUUGUAUUCCUUAUCAAUUUCUGAAGGACUAUAGAUAGAAAUGACUAAGAUCGGACAAUUAUAAUUCUAAUAAUUAAAAUUAGUAUCAUGCACUUAAGUUGGAGGUUAAACUAAGAUUAACUUUUUCAUGAUAAGUUAAGGUUUUACUUAUUUGUUUUUAUUAAUAUUAGAUAAAUAAGAAAAUCAAAUUUAAUUCAAAUUAUAAAAAUCAAUUAGAAACUGGGGUUCUGUAGAUGACAAAUUUUAUGAAUACAAAAUAGAAUAUUUAGACGAUGAGUUAUUGGUUUUAAAAGAAAUUAAUACUAACAAAUAUUAAUACUAUGAUCUUAGAUAAGAAAGGAUCUUUUAUGAUUAUUUUCAUAAAUCAACGGAACCUAUAAUUGUAAAACGUAUUAAUAUUACACAUUUCAUUUUUUUCAAUAAUCCCUCAAUCCACGUAGGAACAAUUGGAUUUGAAAUAGAAUAAUCAAAUAGCUCAGAAAUUAAUUAUAAUUUUGAAUUGCAUGCAAAUAACCUUAUAUCAGCUGAAAAAGCAUCUUUUUAGAUACUUGUAAUAAAUGAAAAGAAUUAGUUUUCAAUUUAAUUAAUGUAAUUAUUAUGCUUAAUUUUCAUAAUUAUAUAUUUACGAAACAUGAAAAAAACCAAUCAAAAAUAAAACAAAUGCAGUACAAAAUUUUAAGUCGCAUAAUUAAGAAAUACAUGA
Molecule: messenger RNA, 3900 nt
Organism: Paramecium octaurelia
Lineage: Eukaryota; Ciliophora; Oligohymenophorea; Peniculida; Parameciidae
Source: the annotation of a GenBank genome assembly